Molecule: messenger RNA, 1356 nt
Organism: Aureobasidium uvarum
Lineage: Eukaryota; Fungi; Ascomycota; Dothideomycetes; Dothideales; Saccotheciaceae
Source: the annotation of a GenBank genome assembly
ACACACACACACACGCACACCAUGCACGAUUUGCGCAAGCAAGUGCUCCUCGAGAGCGGCAAGACGCUGUCGAAAAAGGCAAAAGCCAAGCAGGCCAUGGGCUCUGCCGCCAGUUCAAAGCAAAACUCGCCCAACGCCUCGAGAGCUGGCUCAAGAGUCGCUAGCCGCCAGGCCUCGGAUGAUGAGGCUGAUUUCAGCGACUCGACGACUCAGUUCAGUGUCAACUCCUUUGACGAACUCCGUCCCGAAGACAUCGAUGCGCCCGAGGAUGCCUGGGUCGCACAACUCAACGAGCGUAUGGAGCAUCUCAUCGAACGCAAGAGAAGCAGUGUCCAAGGCCGCGAAGAGAGUCUUUCGGUUCUUUCUCAUCUCCUCAUGGCCCAUUAUGCCCAGCGCCACGUCCGUCCAAAGCUCAGUGAGCUGGUUCCAGCCCUUGUGAAAUGCGCCAAAGGUGGCCAGUCGGACAAUGAAACCGCUCUAGCUCUCAAAGCCCUGAGCCUGUUAAUCAUCACCGAGCCCUCCGAUUCCAUUUACGACGCCAUGAUUCGUCCGCUCAAGGGCAUAAUCUCCUCUUCCGAGUCAUCUUCGGUCAUGGUCGCCGCUAUCCACACUCUCGGCAUAGCUACAUUCUACGGUGGGGUCGGUCUGGACGAAACACAAGAGAUCAUGGACUUCUACCUCGAAAUCAUUGAGUCUGACGGCCACUCUGUCGAAGCAGGUGACGAUGGAAACCUCGUGGCCGCUGCCUUGCAGGAGUGGGGCUUCCUUGCUACACAGUUCGAAGGCAUGGAAGACACGAGCGAAGAGCCCAUGGAAGCCUUUGUCGAGCAGCUAGAGUCUAGCGAUGCUAGUGUAGUGAUUGCUGCUGGUGAGAACAUUGCUCUUCUUUUCGAGAAGAGUUGGUCGGAACUGGAAGAAGAUGAGGAACCCGAACACCAAGACGACGAAGACGAUGAGGAGGAGGCAGACCCGACUGCAAAGGGCAUGAUUAAACGCUACACAGUAUGGCGCCAGGAGCAUCAACUCAAGCAUACACUCAGUGCUCUUGCUCAAGCACAUGGGAAACGCAUAUCAAGAAAAGACAAAAAGGAACUGCAUUCCAGCUUCGCCGAUAUUCUCAACACCGUCGAGCAUCCAACAAGAGGUCCUCGUUACAGCAAUGCAAUCGAUCAGUAUACCAACAAAGCGUAUGGCUCGCGUAUGGUGGUUCACAUUGGCAAAAACUCCAUGAGCAUCGACAAAUGGUGGAAGCUUCAUCGUCUGCAGUCGCUACGCCGCGCACUCCAAGGUGGCUUCAUCGUUCACUACGAGGACAAUCAAGUCGUGUUCGAUUCUCUGCCUGUCAUGCUGGACUAG